ACUCCCAUCGUGUCCGGGGAGUACAGUCACCACCGGGACAGAGCCGCGAUGACAUCCCGGGUCUCCUUCACCCAAGCCCGACUGGAAGCGGAGCUGGAGCGCUACCGGGCCGAGUGCCAGUGGGACAAGAUGCCGGCGAUCAUCGACCAGAUGCAGGCUGCGCGGUUCCACGAGGACGAUGACUACGGGGUGCUGCUGAUGGCUGAGACGCUGCUGGAGGAGUGCCUGCAGGAAAAUAUUGACCUGUUACGGAGCUCCACACCUUUGAUGGACAAGACCCAGCCCAAACUGUGCAGGGCCAAAGGCCACCUCAACACCAUCCUCAGCAGGGGCCGUCUCACACCCAGAUACUUGAAUGAGGCUCUGCUGCUGAUGGCCAAAGUGCACUAUGUGCAGGGUCGCUACAGGGACGCCCAGGGGAUGUGUGCCAGGGUGGGACUGGAGGAGCUGACGCAGGAUGACCAGCCAACUUACCACCUCCGCCUGCUGGCUGAGGCUUUUGUCAUUAAAGGUCUUUCUCUGGACCACCAGACAGUUUCUGCAGUGUCUCGCAUCCGUCUGUCAGAGAGGGAGGAGGAGAGUCUCUGCUGUUUCCUCAGGGCCUGUGACGCUGCUCUGUCCUACCUGCAGGAGCUCGACAAGACAGUAACAACACCUCACACCAAGACAGCCAAAUCCAGCCUGCUUCCUCCACCUGUGGACAUCGACCUGGGUUACUUCCUCCAGGCUGCAUUACAGAGUGCUUACCUCUGUCUGCUACAGAGGGGUCAUCUUGCUCAGGGUGCUCACCAACUGCGUAGGGUGCUCAGGGUGAUGGAGUCACGAGGGUCUCAAAGCUUCAGGAAGUCUGCAGCGAGGAAGCUAGCAGAGGUGUUGCUGAGCUCCGUGAGUGAGGACAGCUACUGGCCCCCGCUGGGCCCCCCGCCCAUCGCCUGGCUCCACAGAGAGGGAGCUGCCGCUUCCAAAGACGCCAUCUAUCCCACUGUUAAACCACCGCAACGUUACAGCACUGACUGUUGCUUUUGUCCUCAGGACGUGGUGGAGGAGGCUGUGUUGCUGCUGCUCAUCACUGAGUCCAUGGCCAGCGGCGAGGCGGUGAUCAGUCGUCUGCCUGACCAGGCCGAAGCUCGCCAGGCCAGCCUGCAGGAUGCCAACUCUGUCUACGACCUGCUUACCAUUGGCAUGGCCAGGAGGGGGCAGUACGCCAUGCUUUCUGAGUGUCUGGAGCGAGCCAUGAAGUUUUCAUUCAACGAGUUCCACCUCUGGCACCAGCUGGGCCUGUCACUCAUGGCGGCCGGGAAGGGGGUUGGUGCGGUGUCUGUAUUUAAAGAGUGUGCCAGGAUGAGACCAGACGACCCUUCAUUGCCCCUAUUGGCUGCUAAAGUCUGCAUUGGUCAGCUGCACUGGUUUGAUGAGGCUGAGGCUCUGUCGCAGAGUGUGGUGUCUAUGGGGGAAGAAGCUGGAGAAUUUCUACCAAGGGCCUACCUGGCUCUGGGACUGUGCUGCAGUUUACAGGCCUCUGAUGCUACUCUGAAAGCUGGUCGUAAUAAAUUCAACAGAAAAGCACUACAAGCUUUGAGCAAGGCUCAUUCAUUAGACCCCCAGGACUCACAAAUUGCUAUGUAUCUGGCUCUGCAGCUGGCACUUGUACGCCAGGUAUCAGCAGCCAUAGAGCCCCUGCAGGCAGCUUUGUCUCUCCGUGGGGACGACUUACACUCCCUCCACCUGCUGACCCUGCUGCUGAGUGCCCAGAAACACCACCGUCAUGCUGUGGACACCCUGGGCCUGGCCCUCAGCCAGCACCCCAGCAACUUCAAUCUGCUGUUCACAAAGGUAAAGCUUGAAGAGGCCCUCUUUGGCCCGGCUGCAGCCCUGCAGACCUGUGAAGAGAUGCUGCAACGCUGGCAAAGCCGCUAUGAUGUCAGCCGCUCCAGUGAGACAGAUGACAGCAGCAGUAUACCAAUGGCUGAGAGGACAGAGGUCAGCCCCGGAGCCAGGAAACCCUCCAUCCACCUCGCCCUGCCUGACUUCCAGGACACCUCCACUGGUUCGCUGAGUCCUUCGUCAGUUGCAGCGUCUCGUCUGGAAGCGGCGCUCUCUGAGGUGUCUGACAUCAGCUCCACCCGUCGUCAAGGACCCGCCUACAUCUGGACCACCCUGGAACGCAUUUGGCUGCAGGCUGGGGAGUUGUUCAUGGCGGAUGGUCGGCUAAAGGAGGCCCAGUUCUGCAUUGCUGAAGCAAGCUCGCUCUUCCCCAACUCUCACUCAGUGCUACUGCAGCGAGGCCGCCUGGCCGAGCUCCGGGGCCAACUGGAUGAAGCCAAAGGCCUGUAUGACGAGGCCCUGGCCAUCCAUCCCACAGGAGAGCGCAUACUUGUGCACAUGGGCCGUCUGCUGGUGAAAACUGGGCGUGUCCACCUCGGGGAGAAGGUCCUGCGUGAUGCGGUUCAGGUCCACAGCACCUCCCACGAGGCGUGGAGCGGCUUGGGCGAGGCCCUGCAGUCUCGGAGCUCCAGCCAGGCUCCCGACUGCUUCUUGACAGCCCUAGAGCUGGAGGCUUCCUGCCCCAUCCGGCCUUUCACCAUCAUCCCGAGGGAGCUUUGAGGGGCCUGGACUGGGGUGGAUGUCCUGGUUAGGGUCAAGGAAUUGGUCUGUUGCUGGAUUAUUAUACACUGGUGCAGAUGCAGUGAAAAGCAGUGCUGGGUGGGAAAAAUGUCCCUCAAGUUAAUAGUUUUGGGAAAUAGGGAUCCUGCCAAGAGCUUCAGAAGGACAUUGAUACUACUCAUACCACUCUGUUUGCUGGUUUCCAGUCUAUAUGCUAAGCUAAGCUAACCAACUCCUGAAUGUAGCUUCAUAUUUAAUUAACAGAUAUGAAUGUGGUGUCAAUCUUCUCAUUUACCCUCCAGCAAGAAGGUGAAUAAGUGUACUUCCCAAAAUUCUAAAUAUUCCUUUUAUAAGUAUAUAUUUUUUAUUAACAAUGGAUGUUACAAAGUACAUUUUCACUAUCAGUAAAAAUGAACUCCGUCUC
Messenger RNA from Micropterus dolomieu (smallmouth bass), 3028 nucleotides. It is a transcript of the gene ttc7a, whose product is annotated as tetratricopeptide repeat domain 7A. The record is from RefSeq and is a predicted model, not a curated record. Gene Ontology annotation, molecular function: protein binding. Gene Ontology annotation, biological process: phosphatidylinositol phosphate biosynthetic process; protein localization to plasma membrane. The transcript has 20 exons. Gene Ontology annotation, cellular component: plasma membrane. The coding region runs from base 49 to 2604 and encodes 851 amino acids. Lineage: Eukaryota; Metazoa; Chordata; Actinopteri; Centrarchiformes; Centrarchidae.